This is a messenger RNA of Heterostelium album PN500, 2325 nucleotides long. It is a transcript of the gene comD, whose product is annotated as MDR family MFS transporter. Gene Ontology annotation, biological process: transmembrane transport. The record is from RefSeq and is a predicted model, not a curated record. Gene Ontology annotation, cellular component: membrane. The transcript has a single exon. Gene Ontology annotation, molecular function: transmembrane transporter activity. The coding region runs from base 1 to 2325 and encodes 774 amino acids. Lineage: Eukaryota; Evosea; Eumycetozoa; Acytosteliales; Acytosteliaceae.
AUGGGUAUAAAAGAAGAAAAUAAUAAUAAAAAUAGAUUAUUUGUGGAAAUAGCAACUGAAAAUCAUCUCAGAGAAUCGAUAACUCAAGAUGAUUUCACUUUUACCAGUUGUGAUAAAGAUUUGAAAUCACCACCACAAUUUUCCGAAAAUAUUGUAAUAAAUACACCAACACCACCUGGUGCUGCAGAACAUCCAAUAUAUUUAAGUGAUAGUAGCAGUGACAGUAGUAAUAGUUUAUUUUCCUCUGGUUCCUCAUUAGAAGACGAACUCGAAGAAAUUGAUCUCACACAUAAUAAAUCACUUCCAAGUCGAUUCAUUGGAAUAAAAUCAAAUUCAUACCACCAAACACCUGUAACAUUAGCAAACCUAUCGAACUCCACCAACUCGGAACAACUGCCGCCAGCACAAAUUAAAUCAUCAAAAUCAAUACUGGAAGAACAAUUGAAAAAAUCAAUAGAAGUAAUUGUUGACCACCUGGAAAAUGAUGGUAGCGUAGGAGAAUCGUCGAUGGAAGAGACAUCCAAUGUUGACUCGUCACCUUCGCCCUCUAGGAAAUCUACAUCGUUUAUGGAAUCAACCGAACUCUCACAAAAAAGUAUUUUAAUUAUUUUCUCUGGUCUGAUGAUGUCGCUGUUUCUCUCGUCGCUCGAUAUGACCAUUGUCGCCACUGCACUGCCUGCCAUUGCCGAGGACUUGGGUAGUAUGGAUCAAAUGUCUUGGGUGAUUACCAUCUACUUGCUGACGUCGACAGCCAUCAGUCCACUGUUUGGUAAAUUCAGUGACAUCUUUGGAAAAAAACUUACACUGCUCUUCUCGCUGGUAACAUUUCUCAUUGGCUCUCUACUGUGUGCCGUAUCCACUUCUAUGACAAUGUUGAUUAUUGUGCGUGCUAUCCAAGGAAUUGGUGGUGGUGGAUUGAUGGCUGCCGUCAUGAUUGUCAUGGCUGAGAUCGUUCCCCUUAGACAACGUGGUAAAUAUCAAGGUUUGAUUGGUGGUGUCUAUGCAUUGUCUAGCGUCAUCGGUCCAUUGGUUGGAGGUUCAUUCACCGACAAUGUAAAUUGGCGUUGGGCAUUCUGGAUCAAUAUCCCCAUUGGUGUUAUUGCAUUGGUUGUUGUUUUCUUUGCACUCAAGCUGCAACAAGAAGUCAUUCCAUUUAGAAAGGGAAUCAAGCGUGUCGAUUUCAUUGGAACUCUUACCUCUGUAACAUGUAUCAUUGGCUUCCUGUUGGCUCUGAGUUGGGGUGGACAAGUCUACAGUUGGACAUCGCCCAUUAUGAUCGGUCUUUUCGUGGGAACCGCUGUUUUCCUUGGUGUAUUCAUCCUGAACGAAGCUAAAUUCACAAACGAUCCAAUCAUUCCUCUUGAGCUAUUUACCAACAGAAACUACGUUCUCUCGAUCCUAACAUCAUUCUUUUUGGGAUUCAUCAUGUUUGGUGUGAUCUACUACAUUCCACUAUAUUUCCAAAUCGUGAUUGGCAAGAGUGCAACUGUUUCCGGUUUGCAACUACUCCCAACUAUGCUCGGUAUCGUAGCAAUGGGUGCAGUCUCUGGCUAUCUCAUCACCUCGUUCGGUCAUUACAAGACCUACCCAGUGAUUGGAACACUCUUCUUUACCGUGGGAACAUUCCUACUUUCCUACUGGACACCGGAGUCCACUCAAGCCGAAUACAUUGGCUACCAAAUCUUCAUUGGAUUCGGUAUUGGUCUAACAAUGCAAGUGUUGACUAUGAUAGUCCAAAACUCUGUGGAAUACAAGUACAUUGCAAUCGCUACUGCAACCAUCAGUUUCUUCAGAACCAUCGGUGGAGUUGUCAGUGUCUCGUUGUUCAGCACCAUCUUGAACUCACAGUUCCGUUCGAACAUCAAUCAUCUCAAUCUUCCAUUCAGUAUCGACACCAACUCUUUCGAUGUGCAAUUCGUUCAUUCCAUUGAAGAUCCCGUAGUGAAAGCAGAGAUUCUCAAUGCCUACUCGAAAUCACUGUCCAUGGUAUUCUUGGUGGCAACACCAUUCGCAGCGAUGGGAUGUCUCCUAACGUUCUUCAUCAAGGCACACAAACUCAGAACAACAUUGCAUCGUCCAGACGAUUCCAACAACACCUCAACAGACUCUGACUCGACAAUCAACUCUACCAAUUCAAUUACACAACAAAACCAAACUGAAGGUGAACCAGAUUUGAAAAUAGAAAUAAUCAACAAAACUGUAGAACAACCAACAAUAACCAAUCAAGAUAUAUCAAUAGAUAUUCCAAUACCAACUGUUUCAACAACAAAUAAAAUAACCGAUCCACAAGAAAUAAUACAACCAAAGGAAGAUACAAUUUCCUAA